AUUAUUUUUGCACCCAGUGCAAAUAACGCAGAACCUUUGUCAUUCCGCGCCCACAACAGUGGAAGCUAAGUAUGUUAGCCGCUUGGCUAGCAGACGAGGCUAGCAGAGCACUGGGCGGACAGGUGAGUUUACCGCCGCUGCCACGAAGCGAAAGGAGGAACUCGUAUAAAUACCACAGUGUUUCUAUGUCUAAAAUCAGGGAAAAUGCUGGUAAAAGUGAGACUGGGUGAUGUCCAAAAAGUUGUUAGAAUAACAGAACCAAAUUUGUCGGACUUUUUGAAUGCAGCAUUUGCCAAAUUCGGUGUCCCAGCUGUAACAGAAGAUGACAAAGUUGUUGACAGUGCAGGGACUGAGAUAGAUGAUGAUGUUUUUGAGGAAAUUGUGAAGGAUCCAUCCACUGGGGUUCUAACCAUCAAAUACGAAACAGAAUCUAUCUCCAUGGUAACCUCUCCAAAGUCCCAAUCAUCCGUUUGUUCAUCGGACUCAGACACAAUCAUCCUUGAAGACACUCCUACCAGAAAGCGUCAGAGGCUGGACUCUGAAGCUAUGCAACUGGUGAAAUCCAUUCUUACCAAGAAAUCAGGUGGAGAAUAUAUAAUAAAUGAAUAUAACCGAACUAAGUCCUUGACAGAUGAGAGCAGAAGAAAAUUGGUGAAUAUACUGGCAGCUGAGAUGACGGAGAAGACUGGUACAUCUCCAUCUAGACAGGUGAAGGAAAUGUAUGCACAAGGAAUUGUGAACUUGUUCCCCAACCUCAGAGACCCAUUUUCCAAGAAUGGCUAUGAACAUUUUUAUGAUAGCAACAGUAGUACUGGGUACUUGGCCUGGAGAAUUAAAACUAUUCAGAGAUGCAGUGCUAAAGAAAGACGUUCAUCAUUUGGAGCUUUGGCGGAAGGACCAUCUGAUGAAGACAAGUCGGGAGGACCAACUGUUGGACGAGUUACCCAAUUCAUUCCAGAGAUUGUCCUGUCUGAAGAUGAGUGCAAGGAAGCGAUGUCACUGAUGAAACAUUCGGCUGACGUGGACAUGGUCAUCAAAAAGAUGAAGCUGACAUUUGCCCAUCGGCAUAACAUGGUCCUGGACCCACAGCAGUCAAGCAACAUUCUAUCUUAUUUUCCUCGUUUUAAAGACAUCAAAGGCUUGGUUGAACAGGAUUUUGUUCUAAUGUUUGGAGAGGAUGUAUCGGGCAAGUUUCUGGAGAAGUGGCCAACCACAUUCAAAAAGAAGAUCAUCCAACAAUGCAGAAAGCUUCCCUCCAUCACUGAGCUUGAGGAACUCCUGAUGGCAGCUGACCCUCCUGAGGAUGGGGCUGAAGUGAACGUUGACUUUGGUUGGGACAGUGAUCUCUCAUCGAUUUUGCUGCUCUUGCACUUGAUCCCACCGACUGCUCUAGGUCGGAAGAGGCCAGGAAAAGUUUCUGCAUCCCGGGCUGAGAAGCAUCUUGUGGUCUUCAAGAAGACUGGAACAAGCAUCCAAGAACAUCUUGACACCAUUACUACCAGCACUCAACCCUAUCUCCUGGCUGUUGGAGUGAGGAAGAAUACAACCCACCAGUUCUUCAUAAUUCUCGACAAGAAUGCCAUACCUUGCAGGUCACACUCCUCUCUUGGUGGUUUUGAUGAACUGUUUAAAGCACACUUUGUGUUUGCGACAUCAUACCACACCAUGCUCCACAUCAUGUACCUAUUCAUCCAGACUACUUUGUACAACAUUGAUGUUGGGAAGGUCAAAGAGAGUCCUCCUGUUGCUGAAAUUAGGACAAGGUUGCUUCUGUAGUGUUUGACUUUUGUCUUCCACCAUUAAGUGUUUUGUUUGUCAGGCUAAGUUCCCUCGUUCAAACAUGCUUGUUCGACAUUUACGUUUAGUUCACGGUUACCUGCCUAGAAAACAUCUUAACCUUAAAUGCGUUCAAAUGUGGUGGUGUGUUUGGUACUUUCUCUGGUUUUAGAAGCAUUUGAAAACAAAACACUCAGAGUGUACUGAACUACAGAUUGGCACCAAUGUUCACUUAAACAGGACAGAAGAGACACUGUCAGUUAAUGUAGAUGAGUCAGCCACAACAUCUGAACAGUCGAGACAAGCUAAUAGGAGCAGUCUGGAUAUGUGUGCCACUGCUGUUGCACAACUUAAGGCAGCUGGAUUAAGUCAGUCUACUAUGAAUGGUUUUGUCUCAUCCAUGGAGGAAGUGUACAGAGUACCGCUGUGACUUCAUUGUCUGUUCAGAAGUGGCAUUUGACAUGCCUGUGUUUUGUAAGAUAAAAAAUAUUAUUGUCAAAGAUGAUGAUGUAUUGCUCUGUGGGAAACUGUGUGUUUUGAGGAGCAUUACCAUGCCUAUAAGGUCAGGCUGCAUCCAGACAAAGUUGUUAAGGUUUUGGACAUAAAGAAACUGCUUUACUCCAAACCAUUUGAUGUUCAAAUGGUGUAUGGAACAUCAUGUUCCACAUUGUAUGUUGUCCCAUAUUGCCAUUUCAUGCAGACCUAAGGUCACCCUUUCUGUAUUCUCUCCCUAAAGUUGAUUGUUCUGCCUGACAAAGAAAUAAAGGUAAUU
Messenger RNA from Entelurus aequoreus (snake pipefish), 2548 nucleotides. RefSeq lists its product as uncharacterized. Lineage: Eukaryota; Metazoa; Chordata; Actinopteri; Syngnathiformes; Syngnathidae. The record is from RefSeq and is a predicted model, not a curated record. Bases 205 to 1776 code for a protein of 523 amino acids. The transcript has 11 exons.